Messenger RNA from Chelmon rostratus (copperband butterflyfish), 1248 nucleotides. RefSeq names its product C1q and TNF related 9 (gene c1qtnf9). The record is from RefSeq and is a predicted model, not a curated record. The transcript has 3 exons. NCBI's taxonomy places the organism in Eukaryota, Metazoa, Chordata, Actinopteri, Chaetodontiformes, Chaetodontidae. Bases 1 to 1020 code for a protein of 339 amino acids. Gene Ontology annotation, molecular function: protein binding.
AUGUUGCACACGAGGUUUACAGUCUCUCUCUUGGUCCUUCUACUGAUGGUCAGGUGUGUCGCACAGGACGAAACCCCAAGUAAAGGCUGUGUUUGUGGAUACCCUGGAAUACCAGGGGACCCUGGACACAACGGUGCACCUGGCAGAGAUGGCCGAGAUGGACUGAGAGGUGACAAAGGUGAUCAAGGCGAAGUUGGCCCUAUUGGACAAACAGGCAAUGAUGGCCACAGGGGAGACAAAGGGGAGCCUGGAGCAGUUGGUCCAGCAGGGCUCAAAGGAAAAAGGGGAGAUAAUGGAGAACGGGGGCUUCCUGGGAAAAUGGGACCCCAAGGGGUCCAAGGGCCUAUUGGGCUGAAAGGAAAUAAGGGAGAGCUCGGGCUGCCUGGAUCCCAAGGACCUAAAGGCGAUUUUGGGCCUCCUGGACCAAAGGGUACCAAGGGGGAAAUUGGCCUUCGAGGUGACAGAGGUAUUCAGGGACCACUGGGACCCCCUGGCAGGCCAGGGCCUAAAGGGGAACUUGGUGUUCCAGGUCACAAAGGCAAUAUUGGUUAUCGUGGGGACAGGGGUACCCGAGGAGAGAAAGGUGAUAAGGGUGAGAAGGGAGAAGAACUUGUUAUCUCUAAAAGCGCCUUCUCCGUGGGACUCACAACACAGUCUAAACUCCCAACACCUCAUGCACCAAUCCGGUUUGACAAGAUUAUCUACAAUCAGCAGAACCACUACGAUGCACAAACAGGAAGAUUCACAUGCUCUGCAGCAGGAGCCUAUUUCUUCACCUACCACAUCACUGUCUUCUCCAGAAACGUGAAGGUCGCUCUCGUGAAGAAUGGUGCCAAGAUCAUCCACACCACGGACAACUACCAGAGCAGCGAGGACCAGGCAGCAGGGGGCGCUGUGCUGCACCUGGACGUGGGGGACAAGGUGUGGCUGCAGGUGGUUGGGGGAGAGCUGUACAAUGGGCUCUUUGCUGACGAAGAUGAUGACACUACAUUCUCUGGAUUCUUAAUCUUUGGGGUCUAAAUUAGGCAUAAUAACUUUCUAAUCACUGUUGUCAAAUAAAGAAACAAAAUCAGUGAAAAGAGAUCAGCCUUCUUCUAAACUUUAGUUGAUUAUGUAAUGCAUUGUGCAUUUACUCAACUGCUGUAAUUGAUUACAAAUUUGCAUACAUGAACUUUACUUGAGUAUUUCUAUUCUAUGCCACCCAAGACUUUAUACUCCACUGCAUUAUUUGAUUAUACUGUGGUUACU